Molecule: messenger RNA, 2363 nt
Organism: Tarenaya hassleriana
Lineage: Eukaryota; Viridiplantae; Streptophyta; Magnoliopsida; Brassicales; Cleomaceae
Product: phosphatidylinositol 4-kinase gamma 7-like
Exons: 2
Coding region: 61-1986 (641 amino acids)
Source: RefSeq, a predicted model, not a curated record
CUCUUCUCCUGCUGCUUCUGCUGCUGACCACAAAAGUCCCGUGGUUUCUCACUCCUUUUCAUGUCGCGGAACUUAGACAGUCCUGUUCAGACACAGAUGGCAGUGGCGGUCUUUAGGACUCCCCUUAGUGGGGAGUUCCAUGGGGCUAAUAAGAUGGAAGAGAAGCAGCAUAAACAGCAGCAGCAGCAGCAGCAGCAGCCUGCUGGGCGUAGACGGGUUUUCGUGCAAACUGAAACUGGUUGUGUCCUGGGGAUGGAGUUAGAUCGGAGCGACAAUGUUCAUACUGUGAAGAGAAGGCUCCAGAUUGCACUUAAUUUCCCAACCGAGGAAAGCUCGUUGACCUUUGGGGAUAUGGUUCUCAAGAACGACCUUAGCGCAGUGAGGAAUGAUUCUCCCCUUCUCCUGAAGCGAAACUUGAUGCAUAGAAGCUCGUCUACACCUUGUCUUUCACCCACCGGAAGGGAUCUCCAACAAAAAGACCGCAGUGGUCCUAUUGAGAUACUCGGCCACUCGGAUUGCUUUUCUUCUGUCAAGCAAAUGGUGAAGGAAAUUGUUAAGGCGAUGAAGAUGGGUGUUGAACCGGUCUCUGUUCAUAGUGGGCUUGGAGGGGCAUACUACUUUAGGAAUGGAAAAGGUCAGAGUGUUGCAAUUGUCAAGCCCACGGAUGAGGAGCCAUUUGCACCUAACAAUCCGAAAGGAUUUAUCGGGAAAGCCCUUGGACAGCCUGGCUUGAAGCGUUCGGUACGAGUUGGGGAAACUGGAUUCAGGGAAGUUGCUGCUUAUCUUCUCGACUAUGAUCACUUUGCCAACGUCCCUCCUACCGCUCUGGUGAAGAUAACCCAUUCAGUAUUCAAUGUCAACGAUGGAGUGAACGGGAAUAAACCCCGUGAGAAGAAACUGGUGAGCAAGAUUGCGUCCUUUCAAAAGUUCAUACCUCAUGACUUUGAUGCCAGCGAUCAUGGCACUUCGAGUUUCCCGGUAGCAGCGGUGCACCGUAUUGGGAUAUUAGACAUCAGGAUUUUCAACACGGACCGCCAUGGUGGAAACCUUUUGGUGAGGAAGCUUGAUGGUAUUGGGAGGUUUGAUCAAGUAGAGCUCAUUCCGAUUGAUCACGGCCUUUGCCUUCCGGAGACACUCGAGGAUCCCUACUUUGAGUGGAUUCAUUGGCCUCAGGCAUCAAUACCGUUCUCCGACGAUGAACUCGACUACAUUCAAAGUCUUGAUCCGCUCAAGGAUUGCGACAUGCUCCGGUCAGAACUUCCAAUGAUUCGGGAUGCAUGUCUCCGGGUUCUAGUUCUGUGCACUAUUUUCCUUAAAGAAGCUGCUGCUUAUGGACUUUGUCUUGCCGAGAUUGGUGAGAUGAUGACCCGGGAAUUCCGCCCCGGAGAAGAGGAGCCGAGUGAACUCGAGGUUGUGUGUAUGGAAGCCAGGAGAUUGAUCGCCGAAUCCGACGGUAUAUCUCCAAAGUCGGAAUUGGGAGAUGCAGAGUUUCAGUUCGAUCUGGACUAUGAUGAUCUGGAGUUAGUUUCUGGCCCAAAGAUGGCAACUGAUGACUACUUCACCAGAAACCCCUUCUCAAACGGGCGUUCCUCACUUGCAAAGCUCCAUGAAAGCAUCGAGGAGGAAGAGGAUGAAACAGAGGAAGACCCGCCAAUGCAAGAGAGGAGCUAUUUCGAUUCAGAUGAUUAUUUUGAGAGAGACCCAUCUCUUUCAAAGAUUUCGAUGUCGAUGAAGAACACUCAUAUAAGCGAGACGGGGCAAAAAUACCCGAAAUUCAACGGAAACAGAGUAGUAGAGAACACGUCGAGUGCGAACGAGCAGGGACCAGGGAUGAGUGCAAGCUUUGUGAAGGUAGCGGACAUGAGAGAAGAGGAGUGGGCGAUGUUCCUGGAGAGGUUCCAUGAGCUGCUUCACCCAGCGUUCGCCAAACGCAAAACCGCGACUAUGAGGAAGAGACAGAGACUGGGCACUUCAUGCCAGUUUUGAGGGAAGAGGCAACAAAAGGACAGAGACAGGACAGUACGAGUAAUAUUUAGUACUUAGAGAGACAGGUAUCGCGCUUGAGAACAGUACUACUAUGGAGGCUUCGUUUGGUAGAGAGAGUAGUGCUUAGUCGUUUGGGGUUUUGCAGGCGAUGACGUCACGACCACUCGCUGUGAAAAAAAAUGUUUUCUUUUUUAAUUUGGUUAACUGAUGUAAAUACCCUUUGACCCAUCAAAGCCUAAAACCGAGGAGGAGACUGGAGAAAUUCCCCCCUCUAGAUUUCUUUUGUAUUUUUUUUUUUGAGAAUUGGUUUCUUUUGUGUUCUUUAAUUUCCUCUGGCUUUGCAUGUUUUAUAAAUAAUAAUAGUUUCACGAAGAUAA